CUCUUUGUUCGGUUUAGUAUAGUAAAUAGUAGACUGACAUAGACUGAUACACAUGUGACACUGGGGAAAAUAAGUGCUUAUAUAUAAGUAUAUAAGUAUAUAACUAUAGGCUAAUGUAGGUUGUUAGGCUACUCUAUUUCAACACACAGUUAGACACCGUUAGAACUUCUGAAACUGGUCUAUAAUGGGAGUGAUGACAGAGAGGGGAAGAGAACCCUAUUAGUAAUUUAGCAGAGAAUGACCGCGCGCGCCUUUAGUGGUAAUUUUAACACUUGUUCAUUGUGAGUUCUUGUUUUUGAGAAUCCGCAUAAGUUUGCCCAAGGGUUACGUGGGUGUUAUCGAGUGGGAAUGUGUGGAAUAAAAGCCCGCACAGACCCUGCGAAAGAACACACGACGCAUCUCGGGCUCGGACAGACGCACUUGAUUUUUCUGCGCUAAAUUUGAAGCGCGCAACAGACCGAAGAUGGGUUCUUUGAUGUGGUUCAUCGUGCUCUUCUGUUUGUCCAUAACGAGGAUGUCUGCGCUUAACUUUUUCCCUGAUAAAUUUGAAAUUGGUGAAAAACACACAUCCGUUACCCUGACCUGUAAAACGAAUAAAGACAGUGUCACAUGGAAACGUGAUACCAUAGAAAUAAAGGAAUCAGAUUUUGAAAAACCCAGUGGUCGAAGUCUGACCCUGAUCGACCUUCAGGAAGACCUAAUCGGGAAUUACACCUGCUGGAGUGAUACGGGUCUUGAAGACUACACCUAUCUCCUGCUUGACAAGUCUAAAGAAGAUACAGUGUUUAACAUCAAUUGCACAGCUGAAACUCUUUCCUGCACUGAACACAUCAAAUGUACUUGGACCUCUGAAGAAUUUACAGCUUUCAGACUUCGCAAUACAAGGGAUAAUGGUAACUGGGUGUCACAGCCUGUGGAUGGGUUAUUUUUCCUCCCACAUUCAACUAAUUCCUAUUCUGAAGAAUCGGAGCGACUGCUGAUAACAGGGGAGGCAGUUUCCCCAUGUUGCUAUUUGAAAACUGACUACAGCUUCUACCUCCGAGACAUUGUUAAGCCAGCCAAUCCAAACAUUUCAAUCUGCACAGUAAAAAAUAAGGGGAGUGAUAAGCAAAUCGUAGAACUGGAGGUGAUGCCACCUUCUUCCUGGCCGCAGCCUCACAGUUUCUUUCCUCUGAAGCAUCAGGUCGAGUACCAGAUUCGACACAAUGGGGAGCUGAAGACUAAAGAAUGGGAGAAGGAGUCAAAGAUUGAAGUUGAAGGGCAUAUCAGAAAACUAAGGGUGCGCUCCAGAGACAUGCUUCUCCUCUCUCAGUGGAGCGAGUGGACCUCAUGGAAAAACGUGCAUGACAGGGAAACAAGAACCCGUACCAAAGAAAGGGGCAAGGAAAAGAAGAGGCAAAAAGAAAUAAGAAAUAAGAAAAAUCACAAGAAAACCGGCAAGGGGAAAAAAAGAAACUUCUGAACUGGGCAUGUUUUAGAAUUACUAAAAGUAUAUUAAAAGUCUAAAAGUAAAAUAUCUAAAAGUAUAUUUUUAUUCUAAUUCUAGCACUGGAAUGGUUUACCUAGGUCUUUUAGAUCGAUCUCCUCUUUUCACCAAUUUAAGAUUUAUGCUUCAUGCAUGUAUAUGCAUGUUUGUAUAUGUACAAUAUAUGUAUAUGUGUGUGAAUAUGUUGUCUUCUUUCUUCUUCUCAAUUGUCUAUAUGAAUGACCUUAACUGCUUAUUGCCUAAUAUAUAAUGGUUGGCUUGAUGAAGAUAUGGGUGGUUUUGGUGUGAUGGAGAGCUUUUGUCUUUGUUCUGUUAGUAAGUAUAUAUGUGAAGUUGUUUUUCUUGA
This is a messenger RNA of Pimephales promelas (fathead minnow), 1832 nucleotides long. The record is from RefSeq and is a predicted model, not a curated record. Lineage: Eukaryota; Metazoa; Chordata; Actinopteri; Cypriniformes; Leuciscidae.